Messenger RNA from Hypanus sabinus (Atlantic stingray), 3734 nucleotides. RefSeq lists its product as uncharacterized. The record is from RefSeq and is a predicted model, not a curated record. Lineage: Eukaryota; Metazoa; Chordata; Chondrichthyes; Myliobatiformes; Dasyatidae. The transcript has 4 exons. Bases 40 to 3402 code for a protein of 1120 amino acids.
CCAGAGGGAGGUGGGUCUGUGGAGUGUCUCCAGAGGGACAUGGGUCUGUGGAGUGUCUCCAGAGGGAGGUGGGUCUGUGGAGUGUCUCCAGAGGGAGGUGGGUCUGUGGAGUGUCUCCAGAGGGUGGUGGGUCUGUGGAGUGUCUCCAGAGGGAGGUGGGUCUGUGGAGUGUCUCUGUCCAGAGGGAGGUGGGUCUGUGGAGUGUCUCCAGAGGGAGGUGGGUCUGUGGAGUGUCUCCAGAGGGUGGUGGGUCUGUGGAGUGUCUCCAGAGGGAGGUGGGUCUGUGGAGUGUCUCCAGAGGGACGUGGGUCUGUGGAGUGUCUCCAGAGGGAGGUGGGUCUGUGGAGUGUCUCCAGAGGGUGGUGGGUCUGUGGAGUGUCUCCAGAGGGAGGUGGGUCUGUGGAGUGUCUCCAGAGGGAGGUGGGUCUGUGGAGUGUCUCCAGAGGGAGGUGGGUCUGUGGAGUGUCUCCAGAGGGUGGUGGGUCUGUGGAGUGUCUCCAGAGGGACGUGGGUCUGUGGAGUGUCUCCAGAGGGAGGUGGGUCUGUGGAGUGUCUCUGUCCAGAGGGAGGUGGGUCUGUGGAGUGUCUCUGUCCAGAGGGAGGUGGGUCUGUGGAGUUUCUCUGUCCAGAGGGUGGUGGGUCUGUGGAGUGUCUCCAGAGAGAGGUGGGUCUGUGGAGUGUCUCCAGAGGGAGGUGGGUCUGUGGAGUGUCUCCAGAGGGAGGUGGGUCUGUGGAGUGUCUCUGUCCAGAGGGAGGUGGGUCUGUGGAGUGUCUCUGUCCAGAGGGUGGUGGGUCUGUGGAGUGUCUCUGUCCAGAGGGAGGUGGGUCUGUGGAGUGUCUCUGUCCAGAGGGAGGUGGGUCUGUGGAGUGUCUCUGUCCAGAGGGUGGUGGGUCUGUGGAGUGUCUCUGUCCAGAGGGAGGUGGGUCUGUGGAGUGUCUCCAGAGGGAGGUGGGUCUGUGGAGUGUCUCUGUCCAGAGGGAGGUGGGUCUGUGGAGUGUCUCUGUCCAGAGGGUGGUGGAUCUGUGGAGUGUCUCCAGAGGGUGGUGGGACUGUGGAGUGUCUCUGUCCAGAGGGAGGUGGGUCUGUGGAGUGUCUCCAGAGGGAGGUGGGACUGUGGAGUGUCUCUGUCCAGAGGGUGGUGGGUCUGUGGAGUGUCUCCAGAGGGUGGUGGGUCUGUGGAGUGUCUUCAGAGGGUGGUGGGUCUGUGGAGUGUCUCCAGAGGGAGGUGGGUCUGUGGAGUGUCUCCAGAGGGAGGUGGGUCUGUGGAGUGUCUCUGUCCAGAGGGAGGUGGGUCUGUGGAGUGUCUCUGUCCAGAGGGAGGUGGGUCUGUGGAGUGUCUCCAGAGGGAGGUGGGUCUGUGGAGUGUCUCUGUCCAGAGGGUGGUGGGUCUGUGGAGUGUCUCCAGAGGGAGGUGGGUCUGUGGAGUGUCUCUGUCCAGAGGGUGGUGGGUCUGUGGAGUGUCUCCAGAGGGAGGUGGGUCUGUGGAGUGUCUCUGUCCAGAGGGAGGUGGGUCUGUGGAGUGUCUCUGUCCAGAGGGAGGUGUGUCUGUGGAGUGUCUCCAGAGGGACGUGGGUCUGUGGAGUGUCUCUGUCCAGAGGGAGGUGGGUCUGUGGAGUGUCUCUGUCCAGAGGGUGGUGGGUCUGUGGAGUGUCUCUGUCCAGAGGGUGGUGGGUCUGUGGAGUGUCUCCAGAGGGUGGUGGGUCUGUGGAGUGUCUCUGUCCAGAGGGAGGUGGGUCUGUGGAGUGUCUCUGUCCAGAGGGAGGUGGGUCUGUGGAGUGUCUCCAGAGGGAGGUGGGUCUGUGGAGUGUCUCCAGAGGGAGGUGGGUCUGUGGAGUGUCUCUGUCCAGAGGGAGGUGGGUCUGUGGAGUGUCUCCAGAGGGAGGUGGGUCUGUGGAGUGUCUCUGUCCAGAGGGUGGUGGGUCUGUGGAGUGUCUCUGUCCAGAGGGAGGUGGGUCUGUGGAGUGUCUCUGUCCAGAGGGAGGUGGGUCUGUGGAGUGUCUCCAGAGGGAGGUGGGUCUGUGGAGUGUCUCUGUCCAGAGGGUGGUGGGUCUGUGGAGUGUCUCUGUCCAGAGGGAGGUGGGUCUGUGGAGUGUCUCUGUCCAGAGGGUGGUGGGUCUGUGGAGUGUCUCUGUCCAGAGGGAGGUGGGUCUGUGGAGUGUCUCUGUCCAGAGGGUGGUGGGUCUGUGGAGUGUCUCCAGAGGGAGGUGGGUCUGUGGAGUGUCUCUGUCCAGAGGGUGGUGGGUCUGUGGAGUGUCUCUGUCCAGAGGGUGGUGGGUCUGUGGAGUGUCUCUGUCCAGAGGGUGGUGGGUCUGUGGAGUGUCUCCAGAGGGUGGUGGGUCUGUGGAGUGUCUCUGUCCAGAGGGAGGUGGGUCUGUGGAGUGUCUCUGUCCAGAGGGAGGUGGGUCUGUGGAGUGUCUCUGUCCAGAGGGAGGUGGGUCUGUGGAGUGUCUCCAGAGGGAGGUGGGUCUGUGGAGUGUCUCUGUCCAGAGGGAGGUGGGUCUGUGGAGUGUCUCCAGAGGGAGGUGGGACUGUGGAGUGUCUCUGUCCAGAGGGUGGUGGGUCUGUGGAGUGUCUCCAGAGGGAGGUGGGUCUGUGGAGUGUCUCUGUCCAGAGGGUGGUGGGUCUGUGGAGUGUCUCUGUCCAGAGGGAGGUGGGUCUGUGGAGUGUCUCUGUCCAGAGGGAGGUGGGUCUGUGGAGUGUCUCCAGAGGGAGGUGGGUCUGUGGAGUGUCUCUGUCCAGAGGGUGGUGGGUCUGUGGAGUGUCUCCAGAGGGAGGUGGGUCUGUGGAGUGUCUCUGUCCAGAGGGUGGUGGGUCUGUGGAGUGUCUCUGUCCAGAGGGUGGUGGGUCUGUGGAGUGUCUCCAGAGGGUGGUGGGUCUGUGGAGUGUCUCUGUCCAGAGGGUGGUGGGUCUGUGGAGUGUCUCCAGAGGGAGGUGGGUCUGUGGAGUGUCUCCAGAGGGUGGUGGGUCUGUGGAGUGUCUCCAGAGGGAGGUGGGUCUGUGGAGUGUCUCUGUCCAGAGGGUGGUGGGUCUGUGGAGUGUCUCUGUCCAGAGGGAGGUGGGUCUGUGGAGUGUCUCCAGAGGGUGGUGGGUCUGUGGAGUGUCUCCAGAGGGAGGUGGGUCUGUGGAGUGUCUCUGUCCAGAGGGUGGUGGGUCUGUGGAGUGUCUCUGUCCAGAGGGAGGUGGGUCUGUGGAGUGUCUCUGUCCAGAGGGUGGUGGGUCUGUGGAGUGUCUCUGUCCAGAGGGAGGUGGGUCUGUGGAGUGUCUCUGUCCAGAGGGUGGUGGGUCUGUGGACUAUCUCCAGCUGGACAUGGAUCUGUGGAGUGUCUCUGUCCAGAUGGUGGUGGGUCUGUGGACUAUCUCCAGCGGGUCGGGUGUGGAUUUACAGAAUUCAUUGCCACUGACAGGAGAUUUGGUGAAUUUAAGACGAGUGGUAUGCUCCUGAUUGGUUUGGGAGGGGGGAGGUGAAAAUUCAGCCCAGAUUGAAUGGAGGAGUAGAUAAUGGUGGCUGGCUCAGUGAGCAGACAGCCCAGCCUGGGUGAUGGGUAUUGCUGAUGAUGAGUGCUUUUGUCUACGACAGUGCUUCAGGUAGAUGUCCUCAAUAGUUGGGGGAUUUUACCUCUGACUACACUGCCUUUUGUACGAUUUUCCCUUUAAAGGCACUGGUGAUUCCAUAGCAGUCCAUGAUACAGCCAUCCCCAUCCCUUCUCACUAACUCUCUUUCACCGCACCCAGG